CUAGCUUCCCCUUUCCCCUUGACUCGAAGCGGACUGGUCUAUGUAGGCGAAGAUGAUGAAAAAGGCAAGGACAAGCUACAAGUCUUCAAAGUGGUAUUAAAACCUUCAACGGCCCGCCGUCUUUACCUAGUAUCGAAAUCCAUCGUCCGGUUAACUUCCUCUCUCUUGAUUGGCGUACCGCGGGUCAAUUCGAUGUGGAGCAUCUGCGAUGCUUUAGAUUGGUAUUAUAUCUAGACUUUUCAAAGCCUCAGUUAGGUGUUACUAGACACUCCCGGAACUCGUUCCUUUACAGAGAGGCAGCAGCUCGGAUUUUUAGAUCUACUAGGCACAGCUACCGACGUUACCUUGACGGCAUGCCAUUUCGUCCUCAGGGAGGUGGGCCUCCCGGAUUCCCAAUGCCGUUUCACUCGUCCCAGUCCCGGUCACCUCCGCAGGCUUCCUCAUCACGAGGGAUGGCGGCUGGGAUAGAUCCUUCGGGUCCCUUUAUCCCGUUUCGAGAAUCACAGUUCGACAUUCUCGAGUGGUACCCGCAAUUUCAGUCAUGUGUCAGGUACUUUUUGGAUCACGCCCAGCACAGUGGUCCGGUACAGGCCGUUGCGGCAUUCAUAAAUAUACAAUUACCUUUUCAAAAACAGCAGCAUCCUGUUAUCUCAUCACAGUUGCCUGGAUCGCCGGCGGGCGUGUCGUCUCCGUCGCCAAUUCUUCCAAUACCAAAUCGUACACCAAUAUCUAUCUCUUUGACGCCAUACAUCCGGCGGCUAGUAGCAACUGGUUUAGAUCUUCCGGGUGUGUUGCAUGGGUUCUUUGGAGACGACUGGGUUGCCGGGAUAGGGCACCUUCAUGAAGUGGAGCGGAGAAAUUUCCUCUUCGCCGCUAAGAGUGCCGGCUGGCUGAAGGUUAAGUCCCAAUACGACAUGCCGGAUGAGCAGACCAUUCCUUUCCUGCGUCCUCUACAGAACGUCACGGAGAAAGAGAUUGUUAGCGCAGAGGCAAACUGGAGCGAAUGGCUGGCAAUGCAAGACUGGAUGGUCGGUCCUAGGUCACCUGAUGUCGAUAGAGAGAUGGCAGCUGUGAAAAGCGAAGAUGCCUGAGACACGAAGCGGGUAUCGCUAAUGUAGUCUCUCCAUACCUUGGGAGGACAGUGGGCAACCAAGAUACAUGAUGCCCGGAUAUUAGACGGGAUAGACGGGAUAUAAGGGUUGACUGGAUGCGGUUUGCUCUGGGGGAAGGGAUCAGGCAGGCGUAAGGGUUUCAUUUCACGGCACCAGAGAUGAUUAACUAGAGAUCAUCAAGCUGAGGGUUUUCCUUUAAGCACCCUCGGGAUAAUGGGUCGACUCGAGUGUACCGCUACGCGCCUUAUACUUAUCCACAGGAUAGAAGGGAAGGGAAAACGCGGGCGAUUUUCUAUAAAAGACUGGAUUGGUUCGAACUGAUUAGCUUUGUAGAUACCUACAUGUAUCUUAGGUCUUGCGUAGGAUAUAAUGGGGCGGUAGGUAUAAUAAUUAAGUUGAACUCGAAAUCUGUUUACAAUA
Molecule: messenger RNA, 1532 nt
Organism: Daldinia loculata
Lineage: Eukaryota; Fungi; Ascomycota; Sordariomycetes; Xylariales; Hypoxylaceae
Exons: 2
Coding region: 354-1091 (245 amino acids)
Source: RefSeq, a predicted model, not a curated record